Messenger RNA from Larimichthys crocea (large yellow croaker), 2727 nucleotides. It is a transcript of the gene paip2b, whose product is annotated as poly(A) binding protein interacting protein 2B. The transcript has 4 exons. Lineage: Eukaryota; Metazoa; Chordata; Actinopteri; Sciaenidae. The coding region runs from base 275 to 670 and encodes 131 amino acids. Gene Ontology annotation, biological process: negative regulation of translational initiation. Gene Ontology annotation, cellular component: cytoplasm. The record is from RefSeq and is a predicted model, not a curated record. Gene Ontology annotation, molecular function: mRNA regulatory element binding translation repressor activity.
GUGCAGCUGGACAAACGGUACCACGGCACAACGUUUUCCCCCCUCGACGUUAAGGCAAAGAAACAGUGGAUUUACCCGUUUUCUUUAAAGCCAACAACGCGAACAAACUGACACAGGAGACACGUGUUUGUUUAUCGUACUGGAGACUAUUGGAGAAAAACAUUUACAGUGGGGUUUUCCUGUGACACCCGGGACCGGAAAAGAGCCGUUUUCCCCCCGACAGCUGGUUCGCGGAUCCCCCUGUUUGCACUUGAAGUUGUGUGAGCCGGCUGAGAUGAGCGGUCCAGAGGUGGCCAAGACACCGGGAGGAGGAGCUCCAGGCAAGGAGGGAAAGGAGCCGGUGGCCAAUGGGCACGCAGGAGAGGGCAAUGACGCCAACCCCUUCGCUGAGUACAUGUGGAUGGAGAAUGAAGAGGAGUAUAACAGACAGGUGGAAGAGGAGCUGUUGGAGCAGGAGUUCUUGGAGCGCUGCUUCCAGGAAAUGCUGGAGGAGGAGGACCAAGAUUGGUUCAUCCCUUCACGCGACCUCAACAACCAGGGCGUGGGGCAGCUGCAGCAGCAGCUCAACGGCCUGUCGGUCAACGAUCACCACAGCAACCUGGAGGAAGUGGCGAGGAAGAGCGUCUUGAACCCCGAGGCGAAGGAGUUUGUCCCGGGGAAGAAAUACUAGGAGUCCCCCUCACCCCCAUGGAGCCUCCACGCGCACACACAUACACAGACACACACAGCAGUCCUCACAUGUUCUCAGAGACUCUGGCGGCCACGACCGCGCACACACUGAUUUUUCUCACACGCACUCACACAUGCGCACACACACACACCUACACACUUGAAGUCAGUGGCGUGCUGGCAGGCCCAGUUGGGGGGUGGGGGGAUUUCUUUUUCUUUUCAUUUUUUUGUUUCUUUAAUCUUUUUAUUUCCUGUUUGUUUCUUGUAAACUGAGGGACAUUGGGAACAGGGGUGGGGGAUGGGUGUAAUACCAGCACCGCCCUGCUGCGGGCGCUAGCUCAUCAUUGCAUUUCAGAUGACACUGUUGAUGUUUACAGAGCACGCAGAUCUCAUCGAUGUCCCCUUUGAACCGAGGCAGCUACCAAGGAGUGAUGCCAGGACAGAACUUUAAUUCAUAACAUCGAAAUUUUAAAAUCACUUCACAUGCUUGUUAAUUUGUGUGCUGUCAAAUUUGAAAAAUAAAAAAAAUAAAAAAACACCACCAGUAGGUCGAGGGUUUCCAUGACGGUGAGAUCAGAGAACGACGAACAUUUCAGGGGACUCGGCGGGCUUCUGCCGCUGCUCUGUAGAGUCACCACGGUCAGUCAAACCCGUUAACGUUUGCUCAAAUGACGUCACAAGCUCCCCGUGACAUCACAGCUCUUGCUCAUCUAGAAAUGCGGGUUCAUAUUUGUAUCUGCAGCGGCUCCGUUCCAAACCAAAUACAGACUUCACCCUCCCCCCAUUCCCUGCCGAUUUUUCAUUCUUUUUCUUUGGAAGUGAUCUUAACAGAAGUGGACAGGUGUUAUCAUGGAUAAGAAAUUAUUUUCCCAAUUUAUGUGGAAGUCCAUGUUUAUCUUUUGUCCAGCUUAGAACAGAGGUAUGAGUUCCCCCAAUUGCACCAAGUUUGAGUUUAGCCAGAAAAAUAUAGAGGGAAGGUUGGAGCUUUUUGAGCCUCAGUUAUUGGCAUUUUUUUUUUUUUGUUUUCUUCAUCCUUUAGUUCAAUUUGGAUUCACGGGGUGCAGUAAACAACCUUGUUACAGGGGAGUAUUUGGUCUGGAACAAUGCCACUGCCUCUUUUCUGCCGGAACAGCUUGGUUUGUCUAGCAUCAGAUCAAGUGUCCAUAUCCAAAUCAGGUUUUCAAAUAGCCUCUCCUCUUUUUUUUUGUUUUGUUUUCCUCUCUCUUCAUGUUUUGAGGAUGAGGCAUUUUGUGUCUCUACUGGGUACAGUAACCUGUGGUGUUCAUUCAGUCCUGAAUGCAGGAGGAAACGUAAGGGGGGCAAUAUCGUCACGGCGUGGCCUCCUUUCUGUCCUCCUCCUUGUAGGUUGACUUCUUUUGGGGAAGUUCCAUAAAAAUGUUUGUCGUGGUCUGGCUUUCCCUGAAGCAUUGCCCCUUCAGUGCAAGUAUAAUCUCCGUUAAGUUGUGAGCCAAUAGGAAACAGUUGUAUAUGUGAAGAUGCUUUUUAGGAAACCCAGAUCCGUAUCAACCGUAAAUCCUGAAUUUGGUCUGUUUUUCUAGUUCUCAGCCACUUUUUGGCUUAAAAAUGCAGAGGCAGUAUUGUCAUGAGGGAAAGUCUUGUGAUCCGAACGUUAAUCUUCUUUAUGCCACUGUUCAUUUGUGGUAAUAGCAGCGGCAAUAAUGUCUGGUGUAUUUGACUGUAUUAGUGUUAAGUAGACACUUGGGCACUUGAAAACUGCAUUUACAUCCAUGCAGCGUCUCUGAUUUUCAGCCCAACAAGUCGUCAAGUGUGUCCUUAAAGCGUGCAGUAGAAAUUUGGUUAAAAUGGAACUUCCUCACACAGUGUUGGACCACAGCUGUCGAAUGGCACCCUGGUGAAGCCAAUAGGAAUGUCCGCCAGGUGGAUUGUACAACAUGAAAUCAUUUUUGGUGAUUUUGUUUAGAUGAGUUAGAUGACAGAAGCCGCUGAAAAAAAAAAGAGAGGUCCAGAAGACACAGAGUAUGAAUUUCAAUACAAAUAAAAAUAAUGAAAAAAGAUGAAUAAAGAUGUUAAAGACAA